Molecule: messenger RNA, 3343 nt
Organism: Suricata suricatta (meerkat)
Lineage: Eukaryota; Metazoa; Chordata; Mammalia; Carnivora; Herpestidae
Gene: RRP8
Product: ribosomal RNA processing 8
Exons: 7
Coding region: 91-1461 (456 amino acids)
Biological process (GO): cellular response to glucose starvation; regulation of transcription by glucose; rDNA heterochromatin formation
Cellular component (GO): chromatin silencing complex; nucleolus; rDNA heterochromatin
Molecular function (GO): methyltransferase activity
Source: RefSeq, a predicted model, not a curated record
UUCCGGAGCUUCCGCGCGGUUGGUUUACUGGAGACGAGCGCUGCACGUGGAGAGCUACUUGGAUCCCGCGACUUCGCCCACCAGACCCACAUGUUCGAAGAGCCGGAGUGGGCCGAGGCGGCCCCAGUAGCCACGGGCCUCAGGCUUGUAGCUGCACGGCCUCGGCCUGCCGCAGCCUCGCAAAUCAAGGGCUCCAAGCACCGUCAGCUCUUGGCCACAUUACGGGCCCUGGAGGCAGCGUCUCUUCCCCAGCAGCCCCCUAGCCUUCCUGGCAGUGACUCUGAGGAGGAGAUAGUGGAAAGGAAGAAGAAAUGCCCAAAAAAGACCUCAUUUCCCAGUGUUUCUAUUGAAGUAGGGAAGAAGAGGAAGAAGAAAUGUCAAAAACAGGGCCCACCUGGCAGUGACUCUGAAGAAAAGGAAGUAGAAAGGAAGAAAAAGUGCCUCAAAGGGAUUUUCAGUGCCAGUGACUCUGCUGAAGAAGACAAAAGGAAGAAGAAACGCCAGAAACAGGUCCACUCCAACCCUGCCCAGCACCUGGACAAUGAUAACCUAACAGGUCCCAAAGCUUGUAAGAGUAGUGCUACAAAUGACUUAUCCAAGCCAAAUGCUGGGACUUCUGCCAACCCCCCCCAUACCUUGAGUCGCAAGCAGUGGCGGAACCGGCAAAAGAACAAACGUAGACAUAAGAACAAGUUUCGGCCACCUCAGCCACCAGACCAGGCUCCAGCCACAGCCCCCACAGAGGAGACAGAGGUGCCCCCUGACCCCAGUCUGCACAGGCAAGAGGAUCGGGCCGGGGCUCUGCGAUCCCGCAUGGCACAACGGCUGGAUGGUGCCCGAUUUCGUUACCUCAAUGAACAGCUAUACUCAGAGCCUAGCAGUGCUGCGAGACGUCUCUUCCAGGAAGACCCUGAGGCCUUUCUCCUCUACCAUCGAGGCUUCCAGAGCCAAGUCAAGAAGUGGCCACUGCAGCCAGUGGACCGCAUCGCCAAGGAUCUUCGCCAGCGGCCUGCGUCCCUGGUGGUAGCUGACUUCGGCUGCGGGGACUGCCGCCUGGCUUCAAGUAUCCGGAACCCUGUACACUGCUUUGACUUGGCCUCUCUGGACCCCAGGGUCACUGUGUGUGACAUGGCCCAGGUGCCUCUGGAGGAUGAGUCUGUGGAUGUGGCUGUGUUCUGCCUUUCACUGAUGGGAACCAACAUCAGGGACUUCCUAGAGGAGGCAAAUCGAGUGCUGAAGCCAGGGGGUCUACUGAAAGUGGCUGAAGUCAGUAGCCGAUUUGAAGAUGUUCGGACCUUUCUGGGGGCUGUGACCAAGCUGGGCUUCAAAGUCAUCUCCAAGGACCUUACCAACAGCCACUUCUUCCUGUUUGAUUUUGAAAAGACUGGGCCUCCUCGGGUAGGGCCCAAGGCUCAGCUCACAGGCCUGAAGCUUCAGCCAUGUCUCUACAAGCGCAGGUGACCUCUGGGGCCCCCUUGAAAGGGGAGGCGAGUCUCGAACUCCAGGCUCAGAACUCUGAAGACUGUAUCCAGCCAGGCUCUCUCUGACCCAGGAAUGGGUACAUCCCUUCCUCUGUCCAAAGAACAAAGUGUGUGAUGAAACUCCUUGGUUCAGCCCUGCUCUAAUGAAGGCUUUUUGGUUCCAAGAAUCAUAAAGUCUCUUGGGCUAGCUAAAGAAUAAGGAGUUUAUUGUGACAAGAGUGUUUGGGAAUUAGGGAUCCCCUAAAUGUCAUGACAACUAGGUUUUGAAUCAAGACAUCUCUGGGUUUGGCUCCUCUUUCCAUCUCUCAGGUGCCACGUGGACUUUCUCUCCUGGCAUCUCUACUCUUUUCUGAUUUUUCAUCUGCUGAGGAAAUCUGCAUUCAGAGCUGGGCAUAUAGGAGGUGCUUGGUGAACUGUAGCUGUGGCUGUGUAAGCCUUACUAUUUUCUAAAGUCCUUGCCUAGGUAGGGUUGGAGGUUGAAAAGUAAAGAAUGGAUUUGUUGACUGAGGAAGACUCUGGGAGAGCUCAAGAUAGGGCUUCCAACAGGCUUUACUUCGCAGGGUCUUUAGAGAUGAUUGGUGAGAUUCUGAGCUGUGCUUGGAGGAGGAUGGUGAGGAACUUGGGUCUCUUCAUAAAUAAUGACUGGUUGACACCAUGGAAGGGUGGGGGUUUGGGUUGUCGCUUGGCAGAAGGGCCUGUUUGUUGUUUCUGCCUUGCAGUAGGCCCAGAUCAGCAUGUCUUAGGAUGGCGAUGGGCAAAGAAGGCUGGUGCUGGAAAAAGAUGAACUGGCAUAGUACACCCUUGACCUCUCCCAGAGGGUAUCUGCUGUGGAUAAAGAUACAGCCUCUUUACCUGUUUCAAAGAGCAAACACUGAGAGUGUCAAAUGGGACACAGCUUCCAGUGCUCUGAGCCCGUCGGUACCUCCAUUGAGGAGAUGGAAGCUCGGUGGUAGGCUGUCAGCCAGAGGACAUGUUUGUGAACCAUUCAACACAUACCCCAGUGUCUUCCCACUUGCUUUUUUCUCUGUCAAAUACUCGUCUGACUGGCAGAGUCUUAUUCAUUCUCCCAAAUAGCCUCGCUGUGCCCUACUCCAGCCUUUCCAAAGCAGAAUUAAUUUCUUCAUCUGUAUUGUGAUGGCUUUGUGCAUUAGACUGUGGUCUUCUCAAGUCAUAUUUAUUUUUGUAUUCCCAGAGCUUGUCGCUGAGGUGGUGAUAAGGCAUAACAGGGUCCAUUUGAAUGGAACUGGUGAGAGCAGGGUAUUGCAGGAACUCAGGUUCAGGGCACAGGAUGUGGGCACUAAGGACUAGGGACAAUGGACUAGGCGGGUGAGAGAACUUGAGCAGGUAGAAUAGGGGGGAUGUUGAGGGUUGGUGAGAGAGCAAUCUGAACUGAGUCUCUGGUUUCUCGCUUGAGCAACUAGUUGAGCUGGUGCUGCCAUUCAAAAUGUUGGGUUUCAGGUACCUGCUAGGUGUUCAUUUGGAAGAGGGACAUAAAAGUACCAGGAGAGAGCUGGCUAGCAUUUGGGAAUCAGCAAUCAAGAAGUGGUAAUUCAAGUCAUAAGAAUAGGUAAGAUAUCCAGAGUAAGAUCGUGAGAAGAGAAGAUGGCUCAGAACAAAACUGAGGAACAUUUAAUGGAUGGGCAAAGGCAAAUGGACCAGUAAGGGUGACAAGAUGAGAAGGUCAGGCCAGAAAUGGAGGAGUAAAACCAGAAGAGUGGAUGCUUUCAAUAUGAAAGGAAAGGAGAGGGGAGGUUGUCCGCUGUCAAAUACUGUUGCAAGAUCUGUUAAAAUUGGGGGCCUGGGUGGCUCAGUCAAUGAAGUGUCUGACUCUUGGUUUUGGCUCAGGUCAUGAUCUUACAGUU